UGUAUUUCACGCAAUCAAACGGACGAACAUAUUUGACAGAUCAAUGAAUACGGCGACACACUAAAUUUUGGUUUGUACCAAAAAUUUAUUUUUAUUUUUAUUUAGAGCUUGAAAAGUAACAAUGGAUGAAAGUGUUACUAAGACCAAAAUGGACGAACAUUUGAUGAGAGUCGAACAAGAAACGAUUGCUGCACUGGAUAGCUUCCAAAAAUCUGGUUUAAAAGUGGACAAGGAGUUUAUAAGCGAUUUUCUGAAGGUGUCAAUUAAUCGUUUGACCCAGACAUGCAUAUGCUAUGAGGUUGAUGUAAGGUCAAACACAUCACGUGGAACACCAAGUCCAGUAACUACAAAAACAAAUGCACAUUUCAUUGAUUUGACCGAUUCGCCAGAGGUCCCGAAAAAUUCGAAACGAAAAUCGAAAGAAUUUGUCAUUGUUGAAGAAGAUUUGGAACAGCCGAAAAAGCUGAAAACGAUCAACGCGAAUGCAGCUACUGCUUACUCUACUGACUACAAUGUCAAUCAAUCACACAUGAAGUGUACAAUUUUCUAUUGUAUACAGUGUUUGGAUCCAAAUGACACCGACAAAUCGUACAGCGGCACCAUUGACGAUGUGUACAAACAUUGGAUGGUCAGUCAUGAAAGUGGAUCGUAUUCAGAGCCGUUUAAAUUUUAUGCAUUCGCGUUGUGCAAUUGUUACCAUUGCAAUGAAGUUGGUACGUACCAGGAUUUGGUAAAGCAUCAUAAGGACCAACAUAAAGACGAACAAUUUGCGAUUGUCGACCGAUUAAAUUUCAACAAAUGUGGCAUUUGUUAUUUCGAAGACGGUGAUUUAAUCAAACAUUUUCGUAACUUUCAUUCGAAAACAUCGAACUUCUUCAAUCCAGUCCAUUACGAAAAAAAUCGAAUCGAAGAACUGCUAACAAUUAAUGUGUACAAAGAACCACGAUGCAUAUUUUGCAUUGAAACAUUUGCCAAUCAAACUGAAUUAACUGAACAUUACACCGCAUCGCACCUUGGCUUCAAAGCAGAAACUAUUUCGGGUUGUCGCAAUAUGCCGUCGUAUUUGAUUUGUGGCUUUUGUGAGAAAAUCGUUGAACGCAACCUUUAUUUGAACCAUUUCAAGGUACAUGUCUAUGAUUUUAAGUGUGAACAAUGUGCUUUUCAAUCAAUGGAUCUCGUGCAGUUAAUCUUACACGAAAAAAAUGUACACCGUAUCAAUAGUCUAAGUUACCAUUGCGCCACUUUUUCCACAUGGUUAAAAGAACAAAACCUCACCACAAAUAUGGUCUUCGAAAAUGGUUUGAUUUUGCAAAAUUGUAAUGUGCUCGACACCGAAUACGAUUACAGCAAACCGGUCAUGACAUAUAUUGACGAAUAUGUGGAUUUGGCAAGAAAACGUGUCGACCGAACUGAGAUGAAUGGGACUUCUGGUGAACGACGAACAACAGAAAUGGAUGGUUUACCAACAGAUUCAUCGUCGAUUGCUGAAUUGCACGAGCAACGAAAAUUGGCCAAUAAUAUCUAUAUAGGUGGCAUCCAACAUCAAUCAAAGGACAUUGAUUUGCACGAUAUUUUUCUUAAUCUAUGUCAAAAACUUGAUAUAACUGCUAAUCGCGACGAUAUAAAGGAAAUUUACAUGUGCAAAUCGAUUGGAUUGAUAGUAAAAUUGCGGUUCAACGAUUUAAAAAAGUCAAUUAUUCGCGAAAUAAAUAACAAAUGUAUUUAUUCAAAUGAAUUGGUUGACUUGGAUAUGGGCCAGGAGCCCAGAAAAAUUAACAUUCGUCAUCAAAUGACAAAAUUUUAUACUGAUAUCUGUAUUGCUGCAACAAAAUAUCAAAAACAACGCGAUCUUUACUCAUUUGAUAUAUGCUACGAUGGCGUCCUCAUUAAACGGAAUGAAAUGGAUAACGGGGUUGUCAUUCAAUCCAAACAGCAACUCGUCGACUUGAUGAACAGCAACUCGACUGAAUAUCAAUAAACAUGGAGCUUCAGAAUAUGAAGUAAAACUACAACAAUCUUUUAUAAUCAUUUUAUUGGAAUAUGAUUCAAUCAACUUUAUUUACUUUUAUACUGACCAAUUUAUACGAAAUAACAAUUCGUAAUGUAAUUGCUAAGCACAAUCGUAUUGUACAAAACUAAGGAAACACAAUACUCAGUUAUAGUAUCCCUCAAUAAAAAAUUAUUUCAUU
Messenger RNA from Contarinia nasturtii (swede midge), 2189 nucleotides. RefSeq lists its product as uncharacterized. The transcript has 4 exons. NCBI's taxonomy places the organism in Eukaryota, Metazoa, Arthropoda, Insecta, Diptera, Cecidomyiidae. The record is from RefSeq and is a predicted model, not a curated record. Bases 122 to 1978 code for a protein of 618 amino acids.